AUGGAUACACAUUGUCUACAGAGUAAUGAUGACUCGCUGGCAAUCUGGGUGCGUACCGUGGAUUGUAAGCUGCGGCUUCUUCACGUGACGGCAUCCUCCACAGUGUUCGACUUGCGCAGCAUUCUCAGUGAUUUCCAUUCCAGAAUAGCAACCUUCAGAUUCGAUUUGGACGACCAAACAUUGCUAAGAGAUCAGUGCAUUGACGGAGUCGCUCACCUCAUGUGUUUGGGACGCUUGAGAGGUGGGGCAUCUUUGCGGGCUCCAUGGGAAACCACAUCCAGCAAGGACGGGUUAAUUAUCACCGAUUUCUCGGAAGUCGCCUUGGAGUCCUUCGAAUCACAUGACCUGCGACAGCUGCACAUUGACUCUUUACACACGCAUUCCACUGGACUGUGUUUGGCAACGCAGACAUCAUCGAAAAAGUUCUUGCAGUUUGAGACAGCUACACCCUGCGCACUUGUUGUGAAGGGACAUGUGGAGGAAUACAUCAAGAUGCUGGGCUUUGACAGCAAGCGUGUGUUCACUACGUCGCUCUCAUUGAGAGACCCCGUUGCUUCCAGUGUUGAACCCAGGGCAGUUACCAUAGUGAACCUUGCCCGGGAGGAAUCAGAAUGGUUCAACAAAUUCGCCAGUGAUGAUGAUUUCCAGGUCAAUGCGGCCACAAAGAUUAUGGUCAUGUUUGAGUUGCGCAAGUGCGAUGCAGCCCAAGAGGAUUGGGACGCUUUUGGUAACAAGACAGCCUUCAUGAAUUACACGGACGAAACGCUCACAUCAGCAUUGAUCCGGCAGGAAGCAGUUGGGUAUGAGCCCUUUGUUAAAGAUGACUACUUGGUUCGCAAAGUGCUCAUACCUGCAUGUGCCCGUGAUUCUUUGUACCGUCUGAGCGCGGCGAGGUCCAUUCAGAUCAAGGCGAAAAGAACGGUGACAGAUGCACCUGAGCAAGGGUUGGAAGUCAUUAAGAUUCCCCAGACGCUUACUUUGGCAGAGGCUCGAGCUCAGUUCGCAAACAUCUCCGGAUAUUUGGGCAUCUUUUCCAACCAGAAGCAGUUGUUCAUUCGUGUCGCGGACAAUCACAUCUCUGAAAUGAGACAAGCGCUAUAUGCAGAUGACCCACGGUUUACAGCAUCGAAUCUCGGAGUGAAGAGCCGAUGGUUGUUCAAAGUUCUGGGUUUUCCAACCGGCGUCGCAUGGGAUACAGUGCACAAGUUCUUCGCAUCCAUCGAAUGGAAAGCUAUCCCUACCAAAGCUCUGCACUUGUCGGAGAUGGCCAUCAUUUUCGCGACAGCUGCUUCCAAUCCAUCGGUGUGGAAGGCCCGUACUGAUUAUGGACCAGUUCACAUCAUGUUGUUGGAGCGCAACUUCUCCAAGAACAAGUUCUCAAAUCCCCAAGACGGCGUACCUGAUCCUGCUCAGCCAGUUUUGUCAAAUGGGUCGGCUGUAGACACUCCUAACACACCGCGCGGUAGAGCUUUCACUUCGCAACGAACUGGCGGCUUGAAGCUACCUGUGCCCAAGAUCCCAGCGUCGUUAGCACCUGACCAAGGGUUGGGAACUCGUGUGGCAGCCUUGGAGGCCCAGAUGAAGCGAGUGCAAACGGAUGUAGGAAGCUUGAAUGAUUCGCAAAGAGAAACCAGGCUUCAAAUCCAACAGUUGACUGAGCAGCAAUCCUCAGGUUUUCAGUCGCUGUUGGCAGCCAUCCAGGACCUUAAGCAGAACCAGUCUUCGCCUGCCAUUGUGCCUUCUUCCCCUCAAAGAAGAAGGAUGGGAACUAAGGCUGACGAUGAUUUGUGA
Symbiodinium sp. CCMP2592 is the source of this 1791-nucleotide messenger RNA. Lineage: Eukaryota; Dinophyceae; Suessiales; Symbiodiniaceae. The record is from the annotation of a GenBank genome assembly.